CUGGACAGGCUUGUGUUCCUUGUCUACCGCUCAUCAUGGAUGAAAAGCCUUUUGAACACAAACACACUAGUGUCAGCCGGUGGUAAACAGUCGAUCGACGAUCAUCGUGCUGCUUAGACGUACGUAAACGUGCGUGUAAGCUACGCAAUAACUCUAAGAGUGAGCGCGAGUGCGAUCAACCGGUGAGGAUCACGAUUACGCCCCGCCUUUCUACAGCCAGCUUGCAAGCGUGUCAACGUGCCAGCGUAGCAGCGUGUGCAUCACGCCUACACCUACUAUUAUUUGAUACUGUAUUUACUUGAUAAUCUAUUUCGACUAUGAGGAUAGCCGUUUGACGAAUUAUUCAACUUUGUCGCUGUUCGUCUAACCGUAGCCAAAGUGUUACUCGCGGACUUCCUUGGUCGAGUACCAAAAGAAGAAACUGACCAACAUGAAUUGGAACAAUUACGAUUUGAACGAUACGAGACCGUGGAUGCAGCCGGGUAUCAGAGGUGGAGGUGGCACGGCCCACGCAGGUGGGACAGGUGACGACGAGGCUUCGAAAGAUCCCGGUGUUCGGAUCACUCAUCAAUCUUACACCGAGAAAGACUACGAAGGUCACAGAGCGCACACGGUGUAUGUGGGCGUGCAUCUACCAGGCGAAAGAAGACACCGUCGUCAUCACAAGCACCAUCAUUCGCAACGUCAAACGUAUAGUGCCGAUAAGGAAAAUGUCGACAACGAUAGGCCCAGACAAUUGCUGAUGACUCGAAGGAGUCGACUAUCUAGUAUCUGCAAUCACGACGGCGAAAUGAUACUUACACCACCAGCCCAAAGGGUGCAGUUUAUCCUCGGCGAAGAAGUCGGCGAUGAUGCACACGAGUCACAUCCACUUUUCUCUGAGAUGGAAGAGCUCGUCAAGGAUGGCGACGAGAUGGAGUGGAAAGAAACAGCUAGGUGGAUCAAAUUUGAAGAAGAUGUCGAGGAGGGUGGAAAUAGGUGGAGCAAACCUCACGUAGCUACCCUCUCGUUACACGCUCUCUUCGAAUUAAGAAGCCUGCUGUUAAAUGGCACAGUGAUGUUGGACAUGGAAGCAACGAGCCUGGAACAAAUCGCCGAUUUAGUACUUGAUAACAUGAUCAACAAGGGCUCCUUGCCAAUCGAAUCGAGGGAAAAGGUCAAGGAAGCUCUUCUAGUGAGGCAUCGGCACCAACACGAGAGACGCAAAGAUAACAACAUGUCCAGGCUACCCAUUAUCCGAUCGUUAGCUGAAAUAGGCCGAAAUCAUUCUUCUUCGAAAAAUAACGACUGUACAUGUGGUUUCCAUGUGUUGUUGACAUCAGAUUUACAGGGGCGUCGCGACGCUAGGGACGCCUACGCGCCCUCUGUCGCUCGCAGCAGCAGUUGUCCGAAUUCGAAUACGGCUCUGCUUUCGAAAGAAGCGAAAGAUUUGAAAGGACCGUACCUUCUGGUUCCAGACGAAUUCGGCAUACCCCACGUGGUCGGAUUUACAACAUGGUUCGCGAUGUGUCAACUAAAAGUGGAGGAAUCAAAUUCCGCCCCGGCGAUCGCCGGCACGACCAGUCACGGCAGUGGGGCAGCGCUGAAUGCCGGUAGCCGCUUCCUUGCCAUACCCGGCCAAGAACCAGGCACCAACGGAAUGGAUCGAAGCCCAAGCAGCGUGUCAAUUAGCAGAAAUCACAGUUCGUCCGCUUUAGAAAAUGGAGAUGCGAAUCAUAGGGGUAAUACACACUUUAUGCGGAAGAUACCAGCGGGAGCUGAGGCAAGCAAUAUUCUCGUAGGAGAAGUCGACUUUUUAGAUAAAACUCUGUCAGCCUUUAUUCGUUUAAGCCAAGCUGGAAUAAUGGGUGACUUAACAGAAGUUCCUGUGCCAACGAGAUUUAUAUUUGUUUUGCUGGGACCUACGGGAGGAAUCACAGGUUUUCACGAGAUCGGUCGUGCCAUGGCUACUCUGAUGUCCGAUGAGGUCUUCCAUGACGUGGCUUACAAGGCCAAGAACAGAAAUCAUUUGCUUGCUGGAAUUGACGAAUUCCUGGAUGCUGUUACGGUUCUACCACCAGGAGAAUGGGAUCCUACGAUCAGAAUAGAACCGCCAGCUGCCAUUCCUUCACAGGAUGUAAGGAAACGACCUAAGGAAGAGAAACCAAAGGAAGAAUUAGACGAAGAAGCGGAUGAACAGAAGCAGAGGGAAGAAUCCGGGCUCUCGAGGUCUGGCACAAUUUUUGGUGGCUUGCUGAAUGAUAUAAAGAGAAAAGCGCCGUUUUACUUCUCCGAUUUUAAAGACGCGUUGGCCCUUCAAUGCGUAGCCUCUUUUAUUUUCCUAUACUUCGCCUGCCUCUCACCUAUAAUUACAUUUGGUGGUUUACUGGGCGAAGCUACGGGAAAGAAUAUGGCCGCCAUGGAGUCGCUUGUUUCCGGUUUUGUUUGUGGUAUCGGAUAUGGAUUCUUCUCUGGCCAACCCCUCACUAUUCUCGGUUCGACCGGUCCCGUUUUGGUCUUCGAGACAAUAGUCUAUGAAUUCUGCAAGAAAUCGGAAUGGAAUUACAUGUCCUUCCGUUUCUGGAUCGGCUCGUGGAUAACCUUGAUUCUGCUAAUCCUCGUGGCGAUUGACGCAAGUGCUCUGGUGUGUUACAUCACACGAUUUACAGAGGAGAAUUUUGCCACGCUCAUUGCAUUUAUCUUUAUCUACAAGGCCAUUGAAAAUGUAUUGUCCAUCGGCAAGAAAUACCCUAUUAAUACUCACGCAAACGAUCCAUACAUCUAUGAGUGUUGGUGUAAUCUGCCAAAUAGCAGCCUACCGUCUAGCUACGACAAUGUUAAUUGGACGGCGCUUGAUCAAAAAACAUGCCAGAGUUUCAAUGGUACGCUGGUGGGCGAUGGUUGCAACCAAUCACACUAUAUACCCGAUGUGUUCCUCAUGUCAAUUAUAUUAUUCAUGGGCACAUUCUUGUUAUCCGUCGAGCUCAAAGAUUUCAAGAACGCUCUCUUCUUUCCAUCAAAGGUCAGACAAGUUGUCAGUGAUUUUGCCGUGAUUAUCGCAAUUUUUUCGAUGAGCACGUUAGAUCAUUUCGUGAAUAUUCCGACGCCGAAGCUCGAGGUGCCGGAGGAAUUCAAACCGACAUUAGGUGAUCGAGGAUGGAUCAUCUGGCCUUUUCAAAGUAAUCCAUGGUGGAGCGCUAUCGUUGCGUGUCUGCCAGCUCUUUUAGGCACUAUAUUGAUUUUUAUGGAUCAACAAAUUACAGCCGUGAUAGUGAAUAGAAAAGAGAACAAAUUGAAGAAAGGAUGUGGCUAUCAUUUGGACCUGUUCAUUCUCGCAAUCCUGAUCGAAAUUUGCUCGGUAAUGGGAUUGCCUUGGUUCGUCGCGGCGACAGUGCUUUCGAUCAAUCACGUGAACUCGUUGAAACUGGAAUCAGAAUGUGCCGCACCAGGUGAAAAACCGCAGUUCCUAGGUGUCCGUGAACAGCGUGCCACACACAUUUUGAUCUUUUUGAUGAUCGGCUGCUCGGUUUUACUCACGCCAAUGUUGAGACACAUACCGAUGCCGGUACUGUUUGGUGUUUUUCUUUACAUGGGAGUCGCUUCAUUGAAGGGACUUCAGUUUUUUGACAGGAUUUUAAUAAUGCUGAUGCCGGUUAAAUAUCAACCCGACUAUAUGUUCCUUCGACAAGUUCCAUUGAAACGCGUGCAUCUGUUUACAACGAUACAGUUGGCUUGUUUAGCCUGCUUAUGGAUCAUCAAAUCCUUUAGCAGCACUUCCAUUCUAUUCCCUUUGAUGCUGGUGGUGAUGAUCGGUAUACGCAAAUCGCUGGACUUGAUAUUCACUCAACGCGAAUUGAAGAUUCUGGACGACGUAAUGCCGGAACCUAGUAAGAAACAUGCCGACGAUCUUCGACAACUGGAGAGCGGCGAGGAGCAGAACGAGUCCAUGGAAUAUGGCCCAUCAGGAAAUAUACAAAUCUCGCUGGCGAAUGGUAAUAUUAUGAAGAUUCCAAUGGCGAGCAUCAAUAUCAGUGAGGAGGUGAAUAAAACCGGGAUUUGGCAACAAGUGAACGAAGGGAACGAGAAAACGAAACAGGUUAAAUUGAUCAACGCCGGAAAGCAAAAGAAGCAUUCGAAGAAGGAUAACUCGUUGAUGACCGACGAGACUACAAGGCUGACUACGAUGACUGAAGAAGACGAAGAUGACAGUGGGAUCUCUAUCAAGGUGACAAACGUAGAUCUGAUACGAUCGAAGGAAAGCAUCAGCCCGUUAACGAUUAACGGCACUACCUCGGCCGAGACUUCUGUCUAACGAAAGCAACGGCUCAUUGGGAACGAACGUUCGCGAUCCUCCUUCGAACGGCUAUUCGAUCCUUGAACGAUUCCGAAGAUUCUGUUUUUCUUUGGCCCCGACUAAUCGUUACAGAGCACGUUUUAAUUUUCAUCGUGCACGUUAUCGUGCAGCCAAGUUAAACGCGAUCAUCGUGGUGAAGAAAAUUGUUACAUGGACGAUAAACGAGUCAAGGCGUACAGAUCACUUUGAAACUGUAUGAAAAUGGAAACACCGACAGAAGAACAAUUUUUAUUUCAUUUCCUGGGAAAUAAAACUGGGGUAUCUUGUCUUAUCGCGUCGUAACUUGGACGAGUGCAAUUAUUAACGAGUACCACUAACUGGGUACCUAGAUGUAAUCGAUAUGAACCUAUUAUCCGUUGACAAACAAAAGAAAGAAAGGAAAAAAGCGCACACCACUGAAAUUUAAAGUAGAAUGUCCUAGAUUUAAGAUUCGAUUCAUUGGUAAGUGAACGCGUGAAUUGUCAUCGCUGAAUCUCGAAUCUAUUCUUAUCAGUGUGCUAUAAGUAUUAUACUUAUAAUCUAGCGAUUCUAUGGAUUAAGUAGUUUCUGCCCAUAGUGAGUACGCCAAGAAAACCCCUUUGAUAUAUCGACGUUUCCUUCGAGGGAUGUCUCGCAGAGGAGCUUGGCCGACACGCGUUCCCGAUCGCAGAGUGAAAGCGCCAAAAAGGGUUGUCGGUGUAAACAAAAAUAAGCGACGAGAUUCAUUUUUGUCCAACACCAACGCAACGCUAGUAACUCUAGUUCCAUUGAUUUUUAUUCGAAUUAUUAAAGAGUAUUUUCGGAAUGUUUUCGAUAUACCGGCCAACAGCGACAAUAUAUUAAUUAUACCAUAAAUGUAUAGCAUCUUUUUUACGCUGAUAACAGUGAAAUGUCACUUUCGCGUACAAGGACACUCGCACGGGAGGAUUAAUUUGUCUGUAGAGAAAAGUUUUCCAUGUUUUCUAAUCGAAAUUCUAGCCCUGCUAAAUUUCCAUGCGUAACGCCGUCCCUUGAAGGAUAUCCUUCUUGUUUGAGGAAAAGGAAGCGGACAAUGAGAUUUUUAUCGUACUGCAGUCUUUCAGAUAGUGUGUGCAACGUCCCGAUAUUUAAAAAUUUAAGCGAACAUUGCGCAGGUCCGUUGCACGGACAAGCUGUUGUUAUCCUUCUCCGCCAAUUUUCCAUCGACGCAGACUGACGGAGACAGGACGAUUAGUGGGAAAGGAUUAAAAAAGAAUAUUUGAUACGAUGAAUUUUUUAAUGACACGUUAUCCAAUUAUCACACGUCGAAAUAAAGUUCGAGGUUUUGCAAGUCCACUCGAGAGCUAUGUGAUAAGUUCGUCGGUACGCGAAGAUGUAGCACUGUAAAUUGACGAGAAAAAGGCAAGGGACAACAAGCCUUGUACGACAUACAUUGGAACACCUCUAUCGACAUACGUAUACAUACGGCGAAGUACGAAACGAGGCAAUACUUUGUGUAGAUGUUACGUGUGUUUGUAUAUAUUUAAGAAAGAAAAUCAUUCGCAGUUCUUUAUACGCUCGCAAUGGGAGAAAAAGUUAUUGGUUUCGGCUAGUUACAUGCGGGCUAGUUACAUCCCGAUCCCGUUCGGGAUACAAUGUUUUAUUGUACACUACGGGCUACGAUCACCGUUUUAGUAUUAACUGGUUGUGAUUAGAUAAAAGAAACGAACAUUUCAUGGACAGUGUAUACUUUCUUACAAUUAGCCAGAGAACGAUUAUUCGCGCGUUUCGUUUAACUUGAAAACUCGAACAUUUUUGUAAAUCAUGCGCGAAAUAAAGCAAGCCCUGUUUCGAAAGGUGCGGAUAAAAUUUUAACAAAACGGUAAAUACGUACACGUGAUACGAUGUUCUGCUAGAAAAUAUAUUUUCGAUUUGCAUAUUUUUUUAAAACCGCUAACACAUAUGCUGCAACUUUUUAUAAAAAUAUCACGAGAGCGCUUUGUAUCGCGUAUUAGUUAGAUCGAACUACCUGUCCAGCGUAUCUGCAACGGAAUGAAACAAUUCCGUCAGACGUUUAUCGAAAGUGAAAAAUAUUAGCCGAAACAGAAAUUAGAGCGUUUUACUUCGGAUAUCGAGGCAGCAUCGAAGAACAUUUUGUUACGGCAAGCAAUAAGCUUAGUAAGUAUAUAGACACAUCGGAGUCCUCCAUCCCUAACCUCUUAUCGAGUAUCGAUUAAUUUCCGUCACUAAUAAAAAUAUGCGUAACAAUUUUUAAUAACUUUCGUAUAGGAAGUAUACACGUUUCAAACACUUCAUUGGACGUGUUGGAAGUGUAUAUAUAUAUAAUGUAUGAAGAACCGAAGAGACUCAUUGCGAGUAACAAUGUAUAUAAUCAGCUGCAAUCAUAUA
This is a messenger RNA of Eufriesea mexicana, 6679 nucleotides long. It is a transcript of the gene Ndae1, whose product is annotated as Na[+]-driven anion exchanger 1. The coding region runs from base 431 to 4291 and encodes 1286 amino acids. Gene Ontology annotation, cellular component: plasma membrane. Gene Ontology annotation, biological process: transmembrane transport; monoatomic anion transport; bicarbonate transport. The transcript has 24 exons. Lineage: Eukaryota; Metazoa; Arthropoda; Insecta; Hymenoptera; Apidae. Gene Ontology annotation, molecular function: solute:inorganic anion antiporter activity; monoatomic anion transmembrane transporter activity; sodium:bicarbonate symporter activity. The record is from RefSeq and is a predicted model, not a curated record.